This is a messenger RNA of Colletotrichum destructivum, 732 nucleotides long. RefSeq lists its product as uncharacterized. The transcript has 2 exons. The record is from RefSeq and is a predicted model, not a curated record. Gene Ontology annotation, biological process: mitochondrion organization. Gene Ontology annotation, cellular component: nucleus; mitochondrion. NCBI's taxonomy places the organism in Eukaryota, Fungi, Ascomycota, Sordariomycetes, Glomerellales, Glomerellaceae. Bases 180 to 653 code for a protein of 157 amino acids.
CAGGCGCAUAACUUCUGCCGACUUCCCUUCAAAUCCACCACGACAGCAUCUUCAACCUCUUUCCCUCUCCCUCCCUCUCUCUCAAAACACACUCUUUUUCACGCGAUUCAACAACCACAUCACACGAAACAAACCCUCCCCGAGUAGGCCACCUACCCACAUACACAAACACAUUCAAAAUGCCUCGUCAACGUUCCGCCGGCCGCCCUAGCGCCCCCUCGCGCCCGACCGUCUCGGCCGCGAAGCCCGCUCCCGUCCAAUCUCGCCCUGCCUCGACCAUGGCCGCUCCUCCCCAGCACGCCGCCCCCCCGGCCGCCGCUCCCGCAGCCCCCGCCGCCGCGCCUUCGCAGGGUCCCGGUCUGUUCGGCCAGAUGGCCAGCACCGCUGCCGGUGUCGCCAUCGGCUCCUCCAUCGGCCACGCCAUUGGCGGUAUGUUCGGCGGCGGCUCCUCUGCGCCCGCCGAGGCCGCUCCCCAGUCCAACUCCCCCGUCGCCUCGGGCGAGUCCCAGACGACGCAGCAGUGGGGUAACAACUGCGCUGGCGCGACCCAGCAGUUCACAAAGUGCAUGGACGAGCAGGGCGGCAACAUGCAGAUCUGCAACUGGUACCUCGAGCAACUCAAGGCCUGCCAGUCCGCCGCUAGCCAGUACUAGGCGCCUUACCAGUCACACAAUCCGCGCGUCACAUAUAUCGGAUACCCUAGUGUCUGGAGUGUUGACGCCCCUCCUCGAC